UACAUCCUUCGCAACCAACAUCAUCGUCCAGGUCAGCUUUCUGCGUCAAUACUUCCCUGUUGUAACCUCUUCUCGUCCCAUCACACACAUCACCUCGAUAAGAUGGGCGAUGCAGGGUACCGAGGCGUCUCCGCGGACCAGGACUCGCGCUUCGGCAACAAGGAUCGCAAGUUGAUCAAGCAACUAGAGAGUUCCAAGCUUUUCCCACCAUCCUACUCGAAGAAGGUGGACCUGCGGAAGGUCAAUCUGGAGGUGAUGAAGCCUUGGGUGGAGUCAAAGACGCAGGAGCUCCUCGGCUUUGAGGACGAGGUGGUGGUAGAGUACGUUAUGGGCAUGCUGGAGAGUGAGGAGAAUCAGCCGCAUCCGAAUCCACGUCAGUUGCAGCUCUCCCUGACAGGCUUUCUCGAGUCGUCCACCCCGAAAUUCAUGGCAGAGCUAUGGGACUUGCUUCUCUCUGCGCAAGAGUCUAUCGGCGGCAUUCCUCAGCAGUUCGUCGACAAGAAGAAGGAAGAGAUGCGCGCAGCGAGGGAGAGGGACGCGGCUGCGAUUCGAGCUAGCGGGAUCUCUGGUGGGGCUGCUGCCAUGGGACGUGGGCCUCCUGCUGCUCUUCCGCCAAGGCCGGCAUUUGCAGGGCAACGAGGUGGUGGAAGAGAGUUCAGAGACAAAAGAGGAAAUGCUACGGAGAGGGUACGAGGACCGCGGGCCAAGAUACGAGCAGGACCGUCCGGCCUACGACAGAAGAGGGAGGAACGACGAAUACGGCUACUCACGACGCAGUGCCCAGAAGUAUGACGAGGAUCGCUACGAUGGCCGUCGCAUCGGUAGAAGGGACUCGCCAGAACGCGCUCCUAUCUCUAGCAGUCGUAGGACCAGAGAUUAUACGCGCUCCCCUUCGCGCUC
This is a messenger RNA of Microstroma glucosiphilum, 900 nucleotides long. RefSeq names its product PWI domain-containing protein. The record is from RefSeq and is a predicted model, not a curated record. NCBI's taxonomy places the organism in Eukaryota, Fungi, Basidiomycota, Exobasidiomycetes, Microstromatales, Microstromataceae. Bases 103 to 792 code for a protein of 229 amino acids. The transcript is spliced from 4 exons. Gene Ontology annotation, cellular component: spliceosomal complex. Gene Ontology annotation, biological process: regulation of mRNA splicing, via spliceosome; mRNA processing. Gene Ontology annotation, molecular function: RNA binding.